Molecule: messenger RNA, 2824 nt
Organism: Rhinolophus ferrumequinum (greater horseshoe bat)
Lineage: Eukaryota; Metazoa; Chordata; Mammalia; Chiroptera; Rhinolophidae
Gene: C15H19orf85
Product: chromosome 15 C19orf85 homolog
Exons: 4
Coding region: 1921-2535 (204 amino acids)
Source: RefSeq, a predicted model, not a curated record
GCGGCCUCUCGCGCACACAAACCCCGACGUCGCCGUCUGCGCGUCACGACGCCACGUGCGCUGAAGCCCCGCCCCAGCCCCUCCUAUUGGCCUCCGGCCUUAGCGGCUCUCCCCCAAGGAGCUGCAGAACGAGCUUCUACCUCCCCCACCAGAAAGGAGGCUGCCGGAGACCCUAGGACAUCUGAGCAGAAUCAUGAGCUACUGAGGGUGAAGAGAGGAGGACAGGAAGAGAGUAGCAGAAACCAGAGAUUCUGGGGCACCAGCACAGCCCCAGACACAGCCUCAACAAUUGCAACCACUGGCCCUGUGAGCAUCGACUUGAGGGGAGCCUGGGAGGAACCAUCACUGAGGCCUCCUCUCCCCUCUUGAGGCCGCUGAAUAACAGCCUCCCAAGGAUGCCCAGGUCCUAGACCCUGGAACCUGUGACUAUGUCACCUUACAUGGAAAGAGGGCGUUGCAGAUGUGAUUGCGCUCAGGACCUCAGGCAGAGGAGAUGAUGCUGGUUAUCUGGGGGGCUCCAAAUAUAAUCCUCAUAAGACGGAGACAGAAGGCAGAGUCAGAGAAUGAGACAGGAUGAUGGAAGCGGACGCGGAGGAUGGGGCCACGAACUACGGAAUUUGGGGGACCUCUAAAAGGUGGGAGAAGCAAGGGCACAGAUUCUCCCUUUGUGUCUCCGAAGAAACACCUUGAUUUUAGCCGUACGACCCACUUUGGACUCCUGGCCUCCAGAACUGCGAGAGAAAAAAUGAGUAGGUUUUACGCCAUUAGGUUUCCGGUCAUGUGUCACAACAGCCGUAGAACAUGUACACACCUCCAGACGCAGAUCCCCAGUGCAGCCCCUCAGAGCAACAUCCACGUGCUCGCUCCCACCAGACCAGCCAGCCUAUGCGGCCAACCUGCCCAGAGACAAGAGGACCCCACUCCACUCCCAGCCCUGGGAGUGAGCCCCUCCACCUGCCAACCCUGGCAGUUCUCUACCUCCCCAAACACCAGGUGCCCCCCCCCACGCCUCUGUGAAAUGCUUUGAGGGAAACCAAGCCCACGUUUUCUCUUCUCUUUCACCAGUCAGGCUGUGCCCAUAACAGCCCCCAAUGACAUCCACCUGAGAAACCAGGCCCAGCCCACAGGUGCCCUGCUCCCUCCCCUGCUCACUGGGCAUGAAAUGCAGGGUUUGGGGGUCACCCCCACCAGAAGCUAAUUCCUCCUGCUGGCUGGAGACCUUGUGUAUGGCAAGCUCCUCUCUGAGCCUCAGUUUCCCCAGGAUGCUGGGCCUGGAGCAGAGGGAGGCAGGAAGGCACCAGCAGGUAUAUCUGCAGGUGGGCGGUGUAUGAGCCACAGCUCAAGGCUCCUGUGUGUCUCCCGCUCCCUCCCAUCCUGCACCGAAGCCUCCCAAUGUCCUCCUCCCCUUCCCCCGCCCCCUCCAAUUAAGGGUCCUCAAUGCUAACUGCUGCGGUUGACUCUUUGACUCAGCUCCUGGCAUUGCCUCCCUGCUGAGGCCUUUGUCACCUUAAUUGGCCAUCUCCAGGUGCUUUUCUCUGCCUCCCCCAACCUACACCAUCCUGCCCCAUAUCCCAGGUCCAACUAUGUGCUAAUUGGGUCCCUGGGGGGCGCACAGAAAGUCCUCUCUCCUGCCCGCCCCCUUGCCUUCCUAUAUCAGCCCCCACCUACUGUUCCUCAAACCUCCGGGUCUAGCACCCGGGAGGGAUGCCUGGUCCUACUUCCCUGGGCCCUACCUCCCGCAGCCCAGCCUGUGCCCUCACCUCCAGAGCCCAUCCACCCCUUGCAAAAACCAUCCUUCCUCGUCCCCUUCCCCAGCCCUGAGCCCCCAGCCCUGGUUGCCCCUCUCUCCUCACAGAUUUGGAGGAGUGCUUUCUGAUCAGCAGGAAUAUUGUGGAAAGUUACCCCUAGAUCACCCCAGACAUGCAUCCCGGGGCUCCUGCGGCCCCUGGAGUAUCCGAGCCCAGCCCCCGGGAACUGUGUGCCUUCGUAAGUGGGGCGGCUGCCCACGUGCUGCGCGCCCUGCACCCACGGCGGACCAGGCCCCCCAAAAGGAAGCCCAACCACAGGAGGUUCUUGCACAACCAGAUAUGCAGGCAGUUUGCCAAGAUUGAAGCUGCCACCCAGCGCCUGGCCCUGUCCAUCCUGUCCCAGGAGGCGCCUCCCCAAAGACCACCGCCCCAAAGGCCGCCCCUGCCGCCUCCAUCACCCUUCCUGGGGGUGGCCCGUGCUGUGGCCCCCACAGAGGCACCCCAUGCCAGCCCCAGCCUGAACCCAACUGCCCUGGAUGCCUCCACCCUCGACCUCUUUGAUGACAUUGCACUCACCCCAGAGUGUCUCUCAGUGCCAUAUGACCUGUCCCAGCUGUCCCUCAGCCAGGGCCCACAUUUCUAUGAUCCCCUGCCCUUGACCCCAUAUGCCUUGAGGGGAGGAGACAAACUCUUGCCUCCUGAGGGGAACUGGGUGGGCAGGUGGGAGGUGACUUGUGACUGCCAUUCUCACAGGAUCCCUGAGGGCUGGGGGACCUGCCCCCCAUGACACCCAAUCACAACCCAGCCCAGGCCCUGGGAAAAACCAGAGGCCCCCCCAUGACAGCUCUCCAGCCCUCUGCCCCCCAGGAUGCCCCGUCCCCACCUGGUAACCCCUAGAAAAAUGACCCGGAUUCCCAGCUUAGACCACAGCCUCACCUCUGCCUCUUCCAGGGGACCCCCACUCUCUCCUUCCCCCACCUUCUCCCUACCCCGCCCCAUCACUUCAGAGUCCUCAUUCUGGCUCCCUCUCACCUUGGUUCACCUCUGCCUAAUGUCUGGUCUGGUCUUAUAUAUUC